AUGAAAGAGCAAGCGCCGUUGCAAUACGCAACUCGUCUCGCAGAUGAAGGGUACGCAGCUCUGAUUUUUGACCCGCGCACCGUUGGUGAAAGCACCGGUGAACCCCGACGACAAGAAAACCCGAAAAUGAAAAACGAGGACAUGGUUGCAGGACUCGACUAUAUAUCUGCACGUGGCGACGUCGAUCCAUCUCGGCUCUUCCUAGUCGGAAUCUGCCAGGGUGGCCCCGAAUCCUUGGAUGUAGCGUCCUAUGACGGCCGAGUUGUAGGUGUGACUUCGGUCUCUGGAUACUAUCGCGACCAUGAAACCGAUAUUUACAUGAUUUGCGCUGGCUGUGUUGCAUGGACACCUGGCGCUGACAUCGGGUCAAUGAAAAUGCCCACUCCAGAACAGGGAGAAGCCCUGUAUAAAGCGCGGCUUGAACGAGCUAAGGAGGCCCGUGACUUGUACAAAAAGACCGGAGAAGUGGUGUACCAGCCGCUGGUUGACCCGAAGGCCGCUGACCCCGAUACUGGGUCCCUAGCCGGCCUUCCGGGACCAGUCGUUUGGUCCUGGUAUGGGCCGUGGACACUGAAAGGAUUUGAAAACCGGUGCGCGGUGAUGAGCGACCUGGACCACUUUGACUAUACUACUGUGCCUGGCGUGGCCAAGCUGAACAAGCCGGCGUUGCUGAUACAUGGGGACAACUGCAUGAAUGCGGCGGCUGCGCAGCGUCACUUCGAUUCCAUUCCCACAACUCAGAAGAAGUUGAUCUGGGAUAAUGAGGUUUCCCACUUCCAGCACUACGACCAGCCGGAUUGCGUUUAUCGCAACAUGGGGGAAAUUACAGCCGUAUUUCCCACCUGGGUACUCCAUAGAAGUCCUAAGCAGCUGCGAUAA
Molecule: messenger RNA, 879 nt
Organism: Penicillium daleae
Lineage: Eukaryota; Fungi; Ascomycota; Eurotiomycetes; Eurotiales; Aspergillaceae
Product: alpha/beta hydrolase
Exons: 1
Coding region: 1-879 (292 amino acids)
Source: RefSeq, a predicted model, not a curated record